GAAAGGAAAGAGACAGGUUGCCGUCAAUUUGUUAACUACAAUGAAACGGAGAUUGAAAAGCUAUUUCAGUUUCCCCUCGCACUCAAUGAGAAGCUUCAGCUGCAGCAGUUGCUGCCUGAGUUUAAAUAAAGUUGGGUGAAGCAGCAAUGGCGGCGCCCAGUGAGAGGAGCUGGAGCUGGAUGGUGCCGCUUGCUUUCGGUGUAACCCUGUUAAAGUGUUUGCUUAUCCCUGCUUAUCAUUCAACAGACUUUGAAGUCCACAGAAACUGGCUGGCAAUAACUCACAGUUUACCUAUUUCAAAGUGGUAUUAUGAAGCAACUUCACAGUGGAGUUUGGACUAUCCACCAUUUUUUGCAUGGUUUGAAUACCUACUGUCUCUCAUUGCACAAUAUUUCGACAAGGAAAUGUUGGUCAUCCAGAACCUUAAUUAUGCCAGUGAUGCAACAAUCCUAUUUCAGCGACUUUCAGUCAUCAUCAUGGAUAUAGUAUUUAUUUAUGGAGUGCUGGAGUGUUGUAAGUGUGUCAAUAGAAGAAAGGAGUCAAAGGAAAUAAUGGAGAGACCAGCAUUUAUACUUGCAGUGCUGUUACUUUGGAACUUUGGAUUAUUGAUUGUCGAUCAUAUUCACUUUCAAUACAAUGGCUUCUUAUUUGGUGUCAUGCUUCUUUCCAUUGCAAGAAUGUUUCAGGAAAGGCAUUUGGAAAGUGCGCUACUCUUUGCAAUCCUGCUGAACUUUAAGCACAUUUUUCUUUAUGUGGCUCCUGCCUAUGGUAUUUACCUACUACGUUCAUACUGCUUCACUGAGAACAAGCUAGGUGCUUCUGUCCAGUGGAAGAGUUUCAUCUGUUCCCGUCUCUUUGCCUUGGGGUUUAUAGUCUUCUCUGUUUUUGCUGUCUCUUUUGGGCCCUUCAUAUCCAUGGGUCAGUUGUCCCAGGUGCUUGCAAGACUAUUCCCCUUCAAGCGAGGUCUUUGCCAUGCAUAUUGGGCCCCAAAUUUCUGGGCCCUGUACAAUGUGGUGGACAAAGUAUUGUCUGUCAUUGACGUAAAGUUGCAACUGCUGGAUCCUGCCAAGCUUUCAAAGGCAUCAAUGACAGGUGGCUUAGUACAGGAAUUCCAGCAUGCUCUCCUGCCUUCCGUGUCACCAUUCACAACUUUGGUCUGUACAUUGCUCUCAAUAAUGCCUGCUGUUCUCCAACUUUGGUUAAGACCUCGAGGACCUAGAGGGUUCCUUCAAUGCCUAAUCCUUUGUGCAUUGGGAUCAUUCAUGUUUGGCUGGCACGUACAUGAAAAGGCCAUUCUCAUCGCCAUUUUACCUCUGAGUUUGUUAGCUGUGGAAAAUAGAAAAGAUGCUGGAACGUAUUUCAUUUUAGCCACAACAGGGCACUUUUCCCUUUUCCCACUCCUCUUCACAGGACCAGAGAUACCAAUUAAAAUCGGUCUCAUGCUGCUGUUCACUGUCUAUAGUUUCUCAGCUCUUCGUGCUUUGUUCAGGAAAGAGGGAUCACUUAUAAACCUACCAGAGUCCAUCUACCUCAGCGCUCUUGUUCCUCUGCAGGUUAUUUGUGAGAUCAUUUAUCCCCUAACAGCAUGGCAACAGAGAUUCCCUUUUGUGCCACUGUUGCUCAUCUCCGUUUACUGUUCGCUAGGAGUUACCUAUUCUUGGAUUAAACUGUACAUUUCUAUCCUAAUGGAGCCAAGAACUGACAGGAAGAUGAAAGCACAAUAGUUGAUGGAUUUGCUUUUAAACUUACUCAGAAAUGUGAAUGCUUCGUUAACUUGGAUUAAAAAUAUACAAAUUAUGGAUACAUUGAACGAAUCACAUCCCAGACAGAAACCAAGAAUCAUGGAUGCAAGACAGGGAGCACAGACAUAUUCCAGUGUUGAGACCUUUACAGCUGAGACGUAGACCUUUAUUUGACUACAGAAUUCAAAAACAUUAGUGCUGGGAAUGGAUAUUCCCAAUAAUCAAUAUUUCAAAUAUUGAUAUAUUUUCAGUACCUUUAAUAAUAAUCGCCUGUAUUGUGUCUUUGAUAUUUCAGGGUAAUUUUGUUUACCUAGAAAAUUGUUUCCUGGUCAUCAAAGACUUGUCCUUUCCCUUGUAUAAUGACAUUCUUGUCAUCUCACUGUCAGUAGACAGUGUCAAAUGCUUUCACAUUAUUUUGUCAUGCAGUAUUCAUUCCAUGAUGACCAUUAAUGUUAAAAUUAUAUUGGUACUGAAUUGUCAAAUGUAAAAUUGAUAUCAGUUCUGGUAGAACUGCAUUAAGUUUUCAUUAGUUUGAGGUAUACCAUAACACAUAGGAGCAGAGGUAGAUCAUACAUCCCUUCCUGUCUGAUGCUGCAUUCAAUGGGAUCAUUUGAGCUGAUCUGAUAUUUCUAAACCGUACUUUCCUGUCUUUUCCAUGUGCCCUUGAUUCCCUGACUGAUUAAAAAUCUAUCUCAGCUUUGAAUAUGCUGAAGGACCCAGUCUCAACCACUCACUAUGAUAAAGAAUUCAACAAAUACACUACCCUCUGGCAGAAGAAAUUCCUCAUCCUCUCUGUGUUAAAUGGCCGACCCCCUUAUUCUGAGAUUCUAUCCUCUGUUUCCACGCUCGCCCAGAAAGGGAAAUGACCUUUCCGCAUCUACCCUGUUAAACCUCCUUAGGAAUUUUAUCUAUUUCAGUAAGGCCUCCUCUCACUUCUUCUUAAUGCAAAGGAGUUCAAGCCCUACCUACUCAACAUCUCCUCAAAAGAAAUUCCUUCCACACCUGGAUUCGCACUUUUUGAACUGCGUCUAAUGCCAAGAAGGCCUUCCUUAGAUAAGGGGCCCAAAACUGCUCACAGUAUUUAGGUGAGGACUGACCAGUGCCUUAUCUUGCUGAAACUAUACUUCCCUGUUUUUAUAUUCCAUUCUGUUUGAAAUAAAGGCCAACAUUCCAUUUGCCUUUCCUGAAUGAGUAUGUUAAUAUUUGUGAUUCACAGACAAACCUCAAAUUCCAAUGUGCUGCAGUUUUCUCCAUUUAAAUAAUAUUCACCUCCCCUAUUCUUCCUAUCAAAUUACAUAACCUUAAACUUUCCAAUAUAUUCCAUGUGCCAACUUUUCCCCAUUCACCGACUUGGCCAUACCUCUGCAUAGAUUCUUUAUGUCAUCCUCACCACUUGCCUUCCCAUCUGUUUUUGUGUAAUCUGCAAACUUGGCUGCAGUACAUUCAGUUUCUUUUCCAAGUCAUUAAUAAAUAAUGGAAAUAAUUAUGGCUCCAGCACUAAUCUCUGUGGUACUCUACUUGUUACUGGUUGCCAUCCUGAAAAAUGCCCACUUUAUCCAACUCUCUCUUCUAUUAGCCAGACACCACAGGCUCUUAUUAUGCAGUUGUUCACUCUGCGGUAUCUCAUUGAACAACUUUUGGAAAUCCAAAUAUAUUACAUCUACUUAUUCCUCUUUAUGUUACUGUUACCUCCUCAAAGAAUUCCAAUGUAUUUGUCAGGCAUGAUUUCCUCUUCUUGAAGCCAUGUUGACUCUGCUUGGUUAUAUUUCUAAAUGCUCCACAUUUACAUCCAUUAUAAUAGACUAACAUUUUCCAGUUGACAGAUAUGAAGUUAACUAUAGUUAACUCUUUUUGGUCCCUGUACAUUUUUGAAUAUGGCUGUUACUUUUUGUUGGAUUUAAAAACUUCCUCAGUCCUCUGACUUACAAUUAAUGUAUUGUCAUAUUUUAUGUUUAUUUAUUUAAAUCUUUAACUCCCUCAGCUAACCAUGUCUGUUUAUCCCUUUCUUAGAAUUCUUCUUUACUUUCAAACUGUGAACAUUACAUUCUAUUGUGUUGUGCCACUGUGUGCUAAUGCAUCUUUUACUCAUUCCUUGUAAAACAUUGCCAUCCAAAAGGCCUGAUUGCUGGCUGGAUCCAUAAUAUGUUAUUCCAGGAAAGUAUCCUGAAUACAUCCUUUGAAUUUUUCCUGAUGGCUACUUCUGCCAACUUGGUUUUUUUCAAGGUGCCAUAUAAUUAAUUAUUAUCUUUUUUACAUGCCCUUCUUUAUCUACUGUCCUGCAGAACAGCUACCAUUAGAGGGCCUUUGAACGACACACACCAGUGUCUCCUUCCCUUUUGUUAUUUCUUACCUCCCCCCAUAUGAAAUCUAUCUCUUCCAACCCAAGGUCAUUUCUUCCACUUGUACUCAUUCUAUCCUGUAUUAACAAAGCUACCCCACCCCACUUUCCUUCCUGCCUGUUCAUUUUUGAAAAGUCACGUACCCCUGAAUGUUUACUUUCUAGCUUUGAUCUUGUAGCCAUGCUUCCAUAAUGCCUGUAAGAUCAAUCCUGAAUUUGUGCGAUAAUUCACUUACUUUGUGAAUACUACAUGCAUUGAUUCGGAGACAUUAAUUCUGCCUUUACAACCAUGCCCCCCACCCAGGCCACCCAACCCCCUUUUGACUUUGACUUUGUAUUUGCAGCUUUUUUUUAAUAUCUGUACACUUCGUCCCUCAUUAACCCACCCUGGAUAUUAUUUAUUACUUAGACAGUUACCCUGCAAUGCUGUCAUAUCCUUUCUCUUUGUAUGCCUAAGCAUCUCCUCUCCAAAAAUGUCCCCAGUAAUUAGUUCAGCCCCUCUUUACAGCCCCUAGUUAUUCAAUUUGCCAGGGCAGUGGUGAAACCCAGUUCCAUUGGAACAGUCCCCUGCUACUCCAGUAUUGAUACCAGUGCACUAUGAACUGAAAGCCAGUCCAUUCAUAUCAAUCUUUUGAGCCAUGCAUUUAACUCCAUCUUUAUUUACCCAAUGAUAGUUUGUCUGUGGAUUAUGUAAUAAUCCUGAGAUUAUUACUUUGGAGCUUUUGUUUCUCAGUUUAGCUCCUAACUGUUGAAACUAUUUCAGCAGAACCUCCAUUCUAGUCCUGUCAAUGUCAUUGGUGGGUGGAUGCUGACAACUGGACCCCUUCCUUCCCCAUCAAAGUUCCUCUCCAGACUCUAGAAGCUAUCCUUAACAAUAAUACCAAGCAACUAAUACAGCCUGCAAGAUUCUCACUCAUGGCUGUACAGAAGAGUAUCUAUUCCUCUAUUACGCUCUUAUAUGAUCAUGCACCAGGGUGCCAUGAUCAGUUGCUCAUCUUUCCUGUUGUCCCCACCUUCAUCCACACAACGAUAUUGUAAUUGUUGACCAAUUGUGAUGAAAAUAAAAACCUUGCUCUCAGCUACCAUUUACAGAUUUUAAAUAGUAGUUUUCAGUUCAAUGCCAGCCACAAACUAAUUUGUAGAAACUUAAUUCAAAGGAUUAGAUUUCCCCUGGAUCUCCAAGCACUUGUACAAGUCUGCUGUUUAUUGAACUUCUUUGAAAAAGAUCUGAUGAUGUGUUAAUAAUUAGGUUUUUCUUGAGAACCAAUAAUAUUUCAGUCAUUAAUUCAGAGAUAAUGGGAAUUGCAGAUGCUGGAGAAUCCGAGAUAACAAAGUGUGGAGCUGGAUGAACACAGCAGGCCAAGCAGCAUCUUAA
This is a messenger RNA of Stegostoma tigrinum, 5455 nucleotides long. It is a transcript of the gene alg8, whose product is annotated as ALG8 alpha-1,3-glucosyltransferase. The record is from RefSeq and is a predicted model, not a curated record. Gene Ontology annotation, biological process: protein N-linked glycosylation. NCBI's taxonomy places the organism in Eukaryota, Metazoa, Chordata, Chondrichthyes, Orectolobiformes, Stegostomatidae. Gene Ontology annotation, molecular function: dolichyl pyrophosphate Glc1Man9GlcNAc2 alpha-1,3-glucosyltransferase activity. The coding region runs from base 147 to 1724 and encodes 525 amino acids. The transcript is spliced from 13 exons. Gene Ontology annotation, cellular component: endoplasmic reticulum membrane.